CGGUGGGAAAGAGCGACCGCAGCAGUUGUGUAUUUACGAUAAUCAGAAGAGACCUCGAUAUUCGAUCUCAUCUCCUGCGUGAACUAUAUAAAUAUACUAUAUAAAAUAGUCCGUUUUGGGAUAAAUAUUACUUUUAUUGGAUAUAAAGCCUUCUGAAGCUCGACGGAAAUAAUCGCAAAUAACAAUGGGCAGGCAAGUAACGCUGUUUGUCUCCCUCCUCUCCCUUGGCUCGGUGCUCGGGCAGGUCAGCUACACGAUUCCUGAGGAAAUGGUCAAAGGAUCUUUAGUCGGUAACUUAGCUCAUGAUUUAGGCAUACAAACUAAACGUUUAAUAUCUGGUAAAGCUCGAGUUUACAGCCGAGACAGCGGUGAGUACAUCGAGCUGAACAGAGAAAGAGGAGUCCUCCUUGUUAAAGAGAGAAUCGACAGAGAGACGCUCUGCAGACAGACAACGCCGUGUGCUUUACAUUUUCAGAUUGUUCUAGAUAAUCCGAUGGAAUUUUACACUGUUACAGUUCAGAUCACAGAUACAAAUGAUGAUGCGCCAACAUUUAAAAAGAGUCAAAUCGUUUUUAAAAUCAGUGAGUCGACUGCUAUUGGGACAACAUUUGUGCUGGAAAGUGCAGUGGAUAUGGAUGUUGGAAUUAAUGGUGUUCAUGGAUACCAGUUAAAACCGACGGACAAUUUUGCUCUGAAGCUGCAGAAUAAUGUUGAUGGAAAUACAAACGUUGAGAUGGUGUUACAGAAGCCUUUAGACAGAGAAAGACAAGGGCAGAUCUCGCUCGUGUUAACGGCUGUAGAUGGAGGAGAGCCGCAGAUGUCAGGAACGAUGAUGAUUGUCAUCACUGUUUUAGACGCUAAUGAUAAUGCUCCUGUUUUUACACAGCGAAUAUACAAAACCACCGUGACAGAAAAUUCCCCCAAAGGAACAGUUGUUGCUACAGUUACAGCUUCAGAUGCAGAUGAAGGUUUGAACAGUAAGAUAACAUAUUCAAUCACAAAUGCAGAAGACGAAGGAAAGUUGUUUGAGAUGAAUAAGGAAAAUGGGGAGUUGACGUUAAUUGGAGAUAUUGAUUUUGAGAAGGUACAAAACUAUCAAAUUAAUUUGCGUGCCAGUGAUGAAGGGGGACUUUCAGAUUCUUCAAAAUUAGUUGUUGAUGUUCAAGAUAUAAAUGACAAUCGCCCCGAAAUUAACAUAAUGUCAAAGUCAAACGUGAUUUCGGAGGAUGCUAAAGAAAAUACAGUUGUUACAAUGAUAAACAUUGAAGACAACGACUCUGGUGACAAUGGAAAGGUGAAUUGUUAUAUUAGCGAAAAUAUGCCAUUUAUUUUAAAGUCAUCAACAAAUAAUUUUUACAGCUUAAUAAAUGACAAUAAAUUGGACAGAGAGAAAGACUCGGAGUAUAACAUCACAGUGACCUGCUCGGAUGAAGGAGUCCCUUCCCUAUCCAGCAGCGUCACCCUCACCUUACAGAUCUCUGACGUAAAUGACAACGCACCUGUCUUUGAGAGGAGCUUAUAUGAAGCAUAUAUUGUAGAAAACAACAGACCAGGGGUCUCUAUAUUCACAGUGAAAGCAACAGACGCUGACUGGAAUCAAAAUGCCCGUGUUUCUUACAUACUGGAAGAUUCAUCUGUUAACGGAGUUCCAGUCUCCUCAUUUGUGUCUGUUAGUGCUGAUAGUGGAGUCAUACAUGCAGUACGAUCUUUUGACUACGAACAAAUCAAAGAUUUUCAUUUCUGCGUCAAAGCUCAGGAUGGAGGUUCUCCUCCACUCAGCAGCAACGUGACUGUGAAAAUACUGAUCCAGGAUCAGAAUGAUAACCCUCCUCAGGUUCUGUAUCCAGUCCUGACUGGUGGCUCUGUGGUGGCUGAAAUGGUGCCUCGUUCAGCAGAUGUGGGCUAUCUGGUCACUAAAGUGGUGGCUGUUGAUGUGGACUCUGGACAGAAUGCCUGGCUCUCCUAUAAACUCCAGAAAACCACAGACAGGGCGCUGUUUGAAGUGGGCUUACAGAAUGGAGAAAUCAGAACUAUCCGCCAAGUCACUGAUAAAGAUGCUGUGAAACAAAGACUGACUGUUAUUGUGGAGGACAACGGACAUCCCUCUCGUUCAGCUACAGUCAUCGUGAACGUGGCGGUGGCUGACAGUUUCCCUGAAGUUCUGUCGGAGUUUACCGACUUUACACACGAUAAGGAAUACAACGACAACCUGACUUUUUACUUAGUGUUGGCUCUGGCUGUAGUCUCCUUUCUCUUCAUCACGUGUUUAGUGGUUAUUAUAUCAGUGAAAAUCUACAGAUGGAGACAGUCUCGCAUCCUGUAUCACUCCAGCCUCCCUGUGAUUCCAUAUUAUCCACCACGUUACUCGGACACUUUGGGGACAGGGACUCUCCCACACGUGUACAAUUACGAGGUGUGCAGGACGACUGACUCCAGGAAGAGUGACUGUAAAUUCGGGACAGCUAGAAGUCAGAACGUGUUGAUAAUGGACCCCAGUUCUACAGGAACGAUGCAUAAAUUCCAGAAUGAGAAGAGUAUCCUGGAUGAACCAGACUCGCCUGUAGAGGUGAGUGAGUUCCUAAUUGAAAUAUAA
Molecule: messenger RNA, 2593 nt
Organism: Cololabis saira (Pacific saury)
Lineage: Eukaryota; Metazoa; Chordata; Actinopteri; Beloniformes; Belonidae
Product: protocadherin beta-16-like
Exons: 1
Coding region: 185-2593 (802 amino acids)
Biological process (GO): homophilic cell-cell adhesion
Cellular component (GO): plasma membrane
Molecular function (GO): calcium ion binding
Source: RefSeq, a predicted model, not a curated record